Bipolaris victoriae FI3 is the source of this 1812-nucleotide messenger RNA. RefSeq lists its product as hypothetical. Gene Ontology annotation, molecular function: pseudouridine synthase activity; RNA binding. NCBI's taxonomy places the organism in Eukaryota, Fungi, Ascomycota, Dothideomycetes, Pleosporales, Pleosporaceae. The transcript has a single exon. Gene Ontology annotation, biological process: mRNA pseudouridine synthesis; tRNA pseudouridine synthesis. Gene Ontology annotation, cellular component: nucleus; cytoplasm. The coding region runs from base 1 to 1812 and encodes 603 amino acids. The record is from RefSeq and is a predicted model, not a curated record.
AUGGCGGGGUAUGAAGAGUGGUCUCAGCAGCAAUUGAUUGCACGAAUACAAGAGCUGGAAAAGCAAAUAGGUGUAAAUGGUUCUGAAGCAUCUACGAUACAAAAUUCUGCAGCGCCUAUUGUGGCUGCGGACCAACAGACACCACUAUCCACAGAUGCCCCUCAAUCAUUAGAAAUUCGCAAGGCCGUCAAACCGCCACCAAAAGUAUUUGACGCUUCCAAAUAUAGCACGCGUCUCAUCGCACUCAAAUUUGCAUAUCUUGGCCAAAAGUACAAUGGCUUUGAGCAUCACAAUAAUAACUCAACGCCAUUGCCGACAAUAGAGGAAGAGCUAUGGAAAGCAUUGGUAAAAACACGUUUGAUAACUCCAGCUACCCCGGGCGAAGGCGACAAGGCAUACGAGAGAAUUGAUAAAAAGACAUUCGCAAAUUGGGACAGAGAAGGCGCAGAUGUUAAUUGGGAUGGCUGCGAGUAUUCAAAAUGCGGAAGGACAGACAGGGGAGUGAGCGCUUUCGGACAAGUCAUUGGUGUCAGGGUCCGGAGUAACAAGCCAUUACCAAAGAAACCUCAGCCAUCAGAAGAUACCCCACAAGCAGACCAAGAAGAUGAAGACUCGAUACUGUCUUCGAAACAAGAGCCCGAGUCUCCACCAAAACCCUUCAACGACCUCACAAAUGAACUCCCUUACAUUCAACUACUAAACCGCGUCCUCCCGCCUGAUAUCCGCGUAUAUGCCUGGUGUCCUAACCCACCACCAGACUUUAGUGCGCGCUUCUCUUGCAAAGAACGACGAUACAAGUACUUCUUCACAAACCCCUGUUUCGCCCCAGUACCCGGGUCUUCAGGUCUUUACAACCCCAACACCUCUCCAUCCUCUGAAAACAAGCCCAAAAUGCGCGAAGGCUGGCUCGACAUCGCCGCCAUGAAACAAGGCUGCCAGCACCUCAUCGGCCUCCAUGACUUCCGCAACUUCUGUAAAAUAGACGCAAGCAAACAAAUCUCAAACUUUCACCGCCGCAUCUUCCACGCAGACAUUGAAGAAGUCUCCCCCUUGUCCAUCCCAGCAUUCCUCUCCCACCCCGCCUUACAAACCCCAGACACAGAAGGAAACCAACCAAAACUCUACUCCUUCACCCUCCACGGCUCCGCCUUCCUCUGGCACCAAGUCCGCUCCUUAGUCGCAAUCCUAUUCCUCAUCGGCCAAGGUCUCGAGUCCCCAUCGCUAAUCCCCGCCUUACUCGAUAUAUCCGCCAACCCCACACGCCCGAAAUAUGAAAUGGCAAGCGACGCGCCCCUCGUCCUGUGGGACUGCAUCUUCCCGCACCCAGACGAAGUCCAGAGCUCUGAGGAGCGCGAGCACGGGUAUGAGGAUAGUCUUGACUGGAUCUAUGUGGGUGAUGAAGGCGGUUCUGAACCUAAAGCUAAAGGCAUGGCGAAAAAGGGUGGGGGACCUGCAAGUAUUGGGAGGGGCAAAUGGGGACGAGGCGGUGUAGUCGAUGAUGUGUGGGAGGUUUGGCGGGGGAAUAAGAUUGAAGAGACGCUUUCUGCGCUUUUGCUGGAUAAGAUUGCGGGACUGGGAAAGUCGACGCUGGAUGCUGAGGUGGCUCUGUCAGAGCAGAGUGUGGGGAUUGCGAGGGGUGGGCCGAGAGUAUUUGACGGAGGCGAUUUUGGGAGGGCAAAAGGGAACUAUACAGAGGUGCUGAAGAGGGAGAGACAGGAUGCUGUUGAGGUGGUUAAUGAGCGGUAUCGGAUUCGAAAGGGGAUUGUGGAUGCGGAGAAGAUGAAGGCCAAGGAGGAAGAUGCAGAUGAGUAA